Papilio xuthus (Asian swallowtail) is the source of this 936-nucleotide messenger RNA. The record is from RefSeq and is a predicted model, not a curated record. NCBI's taxonomy places the organism in Eukaryota, Metazoa, Arthropoda, Insecta, Lepidoptera, Papilionidae.
UUAAGAUUUUGACAUUUAACAUUCGAGUUCGACAGUUCCGAAUUUUGUGAAAAAAAAAUAAAAACUACUUUGUUCGCGAACAGUGAUUCGCAAUAAUAACAUUGUAAAUUAAACAAAACCAUGCUUUCAAGUCUCAGAACCGGGAUACAAGGGCUGUGGCGUGUAUCCUCGAGGGCCUUACAGACCACGACCAGCUUGCAGCAUGACAGUUUGUUUGUACACCGGGAUACUCCAGAAGAUAAUCCUAACAUACCAUUCGAAUUCACGCCAGAAAACAACAAGCGAAUUGAAGCACUCCUGGCAAUUUACCCCGAGGGUCAUAAAAGGGGUGCGAUGAUUCCCCUGCUAGAUCUGGCUCAGCGUCAGAAUGGUGGUUGGCUGCCUAUAUCCGCGAUGCACAAAGUUGCAGAACUACUAAACUUACCUCGAAUGAGAGUGUAUGAAGUUGCCACAUUCUACACCAUGUUUAUCAGGAGACCUAUUGGCAAAUACCAUGUCCAAGUGUGCACUACAACUCCGUGUUGGCUGCGUGGUUCUGAUAUUGUACUGAAUGCUAUCAAAGAAGCCACAGGCUGUGAAGUUGGUGGCAAUAGUCCUUGCGGAAAAUUCUCCAUAUCCGAGGUGGAAUGUCUCGGAGCUUGUGUGAAUGCACCUAUGAUCCAAGUUAAUGAUGAUUACUAUGAGGAUCUUACUGUUGAAGAUACUAAGGAAAUUAUUGAAAAGUUAAAGAGGGAUGAAAAACCUAAACCAGGCCCAAGGAGUGGGCGUUAUGCUUCAGAACCUUUGGGAGGACUUACUUCUUUAACCGAAGAGCCAACAGGACCAGGCUUCGGUCUACAGGAUGCUCUCAAAUGAGAAAUCACAUAGUUUUGUUGUAAAAACGUUUAUUUAACUAGGCAAUACUGAAAUAAAUAAAUCAUGUUAUGUUGUUUUUUA